AUGGCUUCUUGUGAAAAUUCGGCUUUUGUUGACGGUCUUUUGUGUGAGUCUGUUACAGAGCAGCAGAUGGGCUCAGAGAUUUUGGUGCAAUCUAUUUCUGAGCUGCCCUCCUGCUCGGACGAUAAGUCUUUACUUGAUUCUAAUGUGGACCCUAUCAGUAUAUCAGAUAGGUCUCUGGGAUUGUCUAGGAAUGGCAAUGCUGAUGCUGGUUGUAUGAGCUGGGGUGAGAUUGUAGAUGUUGAUAUAGAUGGUUUGAUGGGUGAGCAUGAAAAUGCUAAUGUUUCGGAACCGGGAAAUAUUUUGACCAGGGAAUGGGGGCUGAACAGAUGUUGCUUGACUGAGAGUCAGAGUAAUGUUGAUGACUCAAAUAGGGAAGGUGGGCCCCAAGGUGAGGAUAGAUCUGCUGGUUCAUUUGGGGACUGUGAAAUCCCUUUGGAAGUCAUACCUCAGACUGUUUCACCAGGACAUGGUAUCCAACAGGAUGAGCAAAGGGGUUAG
Molecule: messenger RNA, 498 nt
Organism: Prunus armeniaca (apricot)
Lineage: Eukaryota; Viridiplantae; Streptophyta; Magnoliopsida; Rosales; Rosaceae
Source: the annotation of a GenBank genome assembly